Molecule: messenger RNA, 1375 nt
Organism: Blepharisma stoltei
Lineage: Eukaryota; Ciliophora; Heterotrichea; Heterotrichida; Blepharismidae
Source: the annotation of a GenBank genome assembly
AUGUCCAUUAAUGCCAACUUCUCUCAAGCACUAGUAGUUUUAGAAAGCCAUAACAACGUAUUCAUAAAAUUCAAAAGACCAGCAAGGCUAAAUUCUUGGAACUCAGAAAUGACACAUGUAGUUAGUUAUAUUAUUAAUAGAGCUGCCAAAGAAAAGCAAAAUAUAUCACAUGAUAAAGGCUUUAUUAGCUUAGGUAAAGAUUAGCUAUUUAUAGAAUUAUUUAAAAAUGAUAGUAAAUAUUGUUAGUGUGCGUUUAUAAGUACUUUUAGAGGACUAAUAUUUUAUGGAGAAGGCAGAGCGUUUUCGGCUGGUUGCGAUAUUCUUGGAAUUGCGAAAGGAAAUAUUGUGCCAAGUGAAAUUUUUAGAUACGAAGUAGAAACUCUAUUACAGUUGACGAGGUUAGAAACUCAUACAGUCGCUUUGAUGAACGGGAUUACUAUGGGAGCAGGAGCAGGACUUGCAUGGGGCUGCUCUAUAAGGGUAUCCACACCUAACACUGUGUGGGCAAUGCCUGAGACCUCAAUAGGAUUUUGCCCUGAUGUAGGUGCUUCGUAUUUUUUAAAUAAAGUGAACCCGCCUGAGCUGGGUCUUUAUUUGCAGUUGACUGGAGAAAAAUUGAAUGGAGUUGAUUGCUAUUUGUUUGGGUUUUCACAUUACCACAUUGAAGAAAAACUUGAAAAAGUUAGAAAAGAAAUCUUUUUAGGGGAAGAUAUCGUAAAAGUAUUUGAAAAAUAUCACAUAGAGCCUGAUACCGAAAAGUCUACAAUUAUGCCUGUGUUAAAAGAUCUGAGAGAGUGCUUUAACAUUUAUCACAGCCUUGAGUUUAUUAUUUAUAAACUUAAAGAAAAAAAUACACCUUGGAGCUUAAGGAUUUAUUCUAAGCUUCAAAAAUUAUGCCCGCUGUCUUUGAGAGUAGCUUAUGAGUCUUUUAGAAGAGGAAGAAACCUUAGUUAUAUGGACUGCCUAAAAAUGGAAUAUUCCUGGAGAAUGCAGGUUGAUUUCUAUAGGACUGAUUUUAGAAUAUCGGAUAAAAUCCGGCAUCUCCUUUCCUUUUAUGAAGUCAAACAGAAUUUGAUAAAUCCAUCCCAUUUAAAUAAAUUUUUAAAGCUCUUUUUUACUUGUCAGAAGUGGAGGAGAUAUCAGAUCUUAUAGGCUAUAAUCAGCUAAAAGGGUGCACACCUUAUAUAACUUAGGAGUACAGAUGACGAGCUACAGAUCAACGAAUUUCAAAGAAGCAAUUCAAAAGAAAAUGAUAAAUAAAAGCAGAGCAGCGGUAAAUUGAAUACCGAAUUCCAUAGUUGAAAUAGGAGACUCUACCAUGAUUCCUUAUUUCACAAAUGAAGAAGGACCAAAAUUGGAGUCUCCAAAGCUUUAG